Oenanthe melanoleuca is the source of this 8019-nucleotide messenger RNA. RefSeq names its product alpha-1-antitrypsin-like. The coding region runs from base 110 to 1408 and encodes 432 amino acids. Gene Ontology annotation, biological process: negative regulation of endopeptidase activity. The record is from RefSeq and is a predicted model, not a curated record. Gene Ontology annotation, molecular function: serine-type endopeptidase inhibitor activity. NCBI's taxonomy places the organism in Eukaryota, Metazoa, Chordata, Aves, Passeriformes, Muscicapidae. The transcript is spliced from 6 exons.
AGAGAACAAGCAGACAAGACCAGACUCUAGCAAUGGAACACUGGCAUGCAUCAGAAAUGUGAAUUGUAAAUGUGCAGGACUUUGGAGAACAGAAAGAACUGAGAGCAAAAUGAAGCCCAUUUUCUCCUUGUGUUUAUUGCUCCUUGGUUUGCAUACUGUUGCCCUGUGUCAUCAGCGUCCUCGCUACCGUAAAAAGCAGGGAGAUGCUAAAGGGACAUAUUAUCCAGAACAUAGUUCUCAGUGGGAAGAAGCUUCUCCACUUAAGAACAAAACCUUUGUCAAACUAGUUUCCAGCAAUGCUGACUUUGCCUUUUCCUUUUACAAUCUGGUCGCAUCUGAAGCAAUGGACAAAAACAUUUUCUUUUCACCCAUAAGUAUCUCUGCCUCCUUUGCAAUGCUGGCACUUGGUGCCAAGGCUGUGACACUGACACAGAUUUUGGAAGGGCUUGCCUUUAACCUGAAAAAGACCCAGGAGGAGGAAAUACAUGAAGGUUUUUGCCAACUCCUCCACAGCCUGAACCGUUCCGACAGUGAGUUCCAGCUGAGCCUGGGCAGUGCCCUUUUUAUAGAAGAGACACUAAAACCACUACAGAAGUUCUUGGAUGAUGUCAAAAGCUUUUAUGAAUCUGAAGUGUAUUCUACUGACUUUAACAACUCUGUUGGUGCUGAGAGUCAGAUCAACAGUUACAUUGAGGAAAAGACAAAUGGGAAAAUUGUUAAACUAGUGGAAAAUCUUGAUCCUCUGACUGCAAUGGUUCUCGUUAACUAUGUCUUCUUUAAAGCCCAUUGGGAGAAACCCUUCAGUACAGCACAGACAAAACAGGAGGAUUUUUUUGUGGAUCAGAAAACAUCUGUAAAAGUUGACAUGAUGUAUCGAAAGGGUUACUACAGAAAUUACUUUGAUGAAGAGCUGUCCUGUUGGCUGGUCCAGAUACCUUACAAUGGAAAUGUCGCAGCAUUAUUUGUUUUGCCUGAUGAAGGGAAGAUGAAGCAGGUAGAAGAUGCCCUCUUGAAAAAAACUGUAACUAAAUGGGAGAAGUCUCUCCAAGACAGAAAAAUACAUCUGCACAUUCCAAAAUUUUCUAUUUCUGGUACCUAUGAUGUGAAAAAUAUAGUUGAACAAAUGGGUAUGGUCAAUCUGUUUACUGAACAAGCUGAUCUCUCAAGGAUUACUGAGGAGCCCGGACUGAUGGUUUCAAAAGUGAUCCACAGAGCCAUGCUGAGAGUUCACGAGAACGGCACUGAGGCUGCCGGGGCCACCGUGAAGGAGGUCACCUGGAGAUCUGGGGACUUCCCUCGCCCACCUCGAGUCAGAUUCAACAGGCCAUUUCUCCUGAUGAUUCUGGAUAAGUUCACCCACACUGUCCUCUUCAUUGGGAAAAUUGUAAACCCUCAGAAAAAUGACUGAUUGACGAAAUUUAUGCACAUCACUGGCUAAUUCCCGUGAUCCAGUGAAACACUUAUGUAUGCAUACCACCCUGUGCUAGUGCUCAUCUUUCAACCCUUAUCCUUAGAAAACUUAUUAAUCCCUUAAAACACAAAAACUACUUUUCCUUGUCCAAAAGUCACUAGGAUUUCCCACAGCCUACCCCUGAAUAUAGCAUGUAGUGUUAGUGAAAUACAAGUCACUCUUUACCAGGUUUGUAAGAAGCCCUUUCUGACCUGCUCCUGUGGGGUAUUCAGUUGGUUUAAAGGCUCCAAUUAAUAUAGGUAUUGCUGUACAGUCACAGGGUGUGCAUGUGAAAGGAGAAACAGGAAAAAGAAGGUGCAGAUUUCUUUAAUAUCAGGGUGAAUUUUCAUUAACUUCUUUAGGUUUUGUAACCAAGUAUGGCAUGAAACUGAAGGAUCAGUGACUGAGACUUUGGAGGACACAACAAUGUAAAGGGCUGAUGAGUGCAGCUGUUUUAGCUUGCCUUCCUCUGUCUCCUUCUCAGCAAAAACCCUCCCAUGGAGACAAGAAGGCUGCUUUUGCUGUACAGAUAAUUUUAAUUCUACUGAGGAAAGAAUCCAUGGCAGAAAAAAUACUUCUGUUUUAUCCUACUAAUAUAAUGAUUGUUGCUAAUGCCUUGAGAUAAAAUGGAGAUGGAAUAGUCCAUGAUAUAGCACCAGUCUCCUUUUCAUAGAUUUGUUGUCGCUGUCAUUUCUUGUUUCUACUGAUGCCACCUUUGGUAUUCACUUUCCAGCUAGAUUUGACAGACUGUGGUAGAAAAAAUAGGAGGAAUAAAAAUUAUAACUCCAGAAAGGUUGCAUUUCCUCAGUAGGAACAGCAGAGCUUUCCUAGGGACUUGAUUUAAGCUAUCAUAAGCACACAUAAAAUUGCAGAAAAUAUUUCAGAAGUCACUUUUCUAAAUGUUAGCAGUGGAUUACUGUUAUAGAGUAAAAACAGACUGGGAAUUGAUAUUUGUACCUUUUCUUAACUUAAGGUUCCUUGAGUCCAACUAUACUAGAUAGUUGCAUGGUUAUGAGAGAAACAUACCUUUACUUAUUUUAAAGUUUUAAAUUAUCUUAUUAUCUUUUGCUUUAGUUUUUAAAUCAACAUCUUCAGCACAUUUUAUUAAAAUAUGGAAAUCCAAAGAAAGCGUGUAAAUUACAGAUGGAUUAAAUCUUUUUUUACAGAAUAUCUCAAACAGGUGGAAAAAAUAUAAAUGAUAUUUUACAUCUUAGUGUCUUAAGAUGUCUGUGAAGGAUGUAACAAAAACUGUGGUGAAUAUUUCUAAAGCACAAUUUUUUUUUUUUUGGUUUGUGGAUAUUUAUUCUCUUUCAUGUUAAAUCAGUGUCAUCAAUAUGUGUAAAUUGUAGCACAAGAAUACCAAUAAGCAAUAGAAAAAUUUAUGUCUAUCUGCAGACAGGUAACACUUGAUAUUCACUUUCAAAGUCCUCCUCAAAAUCACAUAAAUCAAUGACAAAAGUUUCUUACUCAUAACUGUAUUUAGUAUUGUUCCAUAUUUAGUAACGAGUAGUUGGCUUCAUGCCUCCAAACAUAGGGACUUGGUCUUGGUGUAGUACAGUUACAUUCAUUUUACAGAAGAUAGUUUAAAACUUCUUGCAAAAUCUCAGGGGUAAUUCAGGAUGAAUUGUCAAAGUCCAGAUUUGCAAUGACAAAUAACUCUGUAGGCAAAUAUCAAGAAAUAUGUUUGUUGUUCCUCAUGGACCUCAGAUCAAUAGUCUCUGUUUGUUAGUAGGAAAAAAAUAUCUAAAUGCUAUUUUGCCAAACACAUCUCACUUUGAGAAGUAACCUACCUCUUAAGUCAUUUGAAAUUGGAUAGAAAAAAAUGAAGCUGAUUUAAGAACUGGAUGACCAGAAACCACCUAACAUCUAGGUAACAUCCAUCUUCAGAUGGGUGUAAGAACCAUACACGUCUUGCCUUGGUUUUCUUUCUGUUUUGGCAAAAACAUGCCCCUCACUUCAAAUGUGCGGAAAAUUUGUUUAUUAAAUAACGAGCACAGAGGAAUUGCACAACCAAAAAUGUCAGUACUAAAGUUGUCACAAACCCACUGCAGUAAUGGUUUGAUCAGAAUGAUGUUCCUUUUUGUAGUCUGCUGGUUUUUUGCUUGUUUUUUCAUGGGUUUUUGUUUCUUGGUUGGCUCCCUGGCUGUGAGUACUAUGGCCAAGAAAUCUCAGAGUAACCAGGGAAGGGCUUUAAUCCAAGCUAGUUGAGGGUUGCUGCUGCUGUUGCAUGCAAAGGCUGUGAUGGGCCAAUGCAGGGGCAUUGCUGGAGGCUGGAGCUGCUGUGAGGAGCCACAUGAAGGACAAAGUGCAAAGGACAUCUCUAAUGCAGCCUGCACUGGUGUCCACACCCAGACGUGAUGUGGGAGUGCUUGCAACCAUGGACACGCGUGACCUGCAGCCUCAGCACUGCCUGUGCAGACCCUGAGGGAAAUCUGGGAUGGUAUGGAUCAAAGCAGUCUCUGUAGAGGCUGAAAGCAGUCUUCUCUUUUAGGUUAACAGCCACAGAAAAAGAAUUGCCAACAUGGCAGAAACUUUGGAACAGCACACACUGAGCAGCUCUCUGCAAUAAGGAAAAAAGGAAAACAAGCAGUGUGGAAAUAGCAGUAAACUGUAUUUGUUGUCAUAUUUAGGAACUACAAGUUCCUAAACAAAGACUGAAAAUGUAAAUGAAGAGCUCAGAAACCCAGGCUAAACCAUGGUGGAGAUGGAUUUAAGAGUUAUCUACAAAUUAUGUGAAGUUCAACAGACACUGGAGAAAAGCCAAAGGAAAUUUUGAGUAGUGUUAAAGACCAUAAAAAAAGGAACAAGCAAAAGUGGGAAACUGUAUAUUCUUGUGGGGCCAGAUAGAGAAAUAACAUGCUUGAUGUAUAAAAAAAAUUACAUAUUUCCAACAGCCAGUGGUUAGUGCCAGUGCACAGGUCUGUCAUUGUUCCCAGUGUUGUACAGAACCAGCUAGGGAGAAACUAAAAGCACAUAACAGAAGCAUCAGCCUUAAAUGUCAUGGGCUGAAAAGAAAUUACAUAUUCUUCUGGAAAGACCAACUAAUAUUCUGUUGAAUGCACAAAAUAAGGAUGGAACACCUGGAACAUCUCUCCUAUGAGGAAAUGCUGAGAGAAUUGGAAUUGUUCAGCCUGGAGAAAAGAAGGCUUUGGGGUUAGCUAACUGCAGCCUUGCAGCACCUGAAGAGAUCCUGCAGGAAAGAUGGAGAGGGACUUUUUACAAGGGCCUAGAGUAACACGACAAGGGGAAAUCACUUCAAAUGGAGAGUAGGUUAGAUAAGAUAUUAGGAUGGAAUUUUUUACUGUGAGGGUUGUAAGUCACUGAAACAAGUUGUCCAGAGAAGUGAUGGAUACCCCACCCCUGGUAGUGUCAAUGGUCUGGCUGGAUGGGGCCCUGAGAAAACCUGGUGUAGUGGAAAGUGUCCUUGCCCAUGGCAGGGGCUGGGAACUAGAUGAUCUUCAAGGUCCAUUCUAACCCAAAUCAUUCUAUGAUUCUAUGAUAUAAUGUAUUUAAUUUUGUCACACAAUUGUCACACAAUUAGUAAUUAACAGAUAUUCCUGGGAAAUACUAAGUGAAUUCCUCAGUUUUAAAGAACUUGAUUAUUAAUCAGGGCUGAAAAUGUUUCUAUUGCCAUCAGGAGCUUGGUGGCCGUGAAGUUGCUGUGGCCAAGAUCCUCAUAGCCAGCAUCCACCACCUGCUAAUCACAAUAACCUCUAGGCUCAGGAAAUCCCUGUGAUAGAUAUAUACCUCAAAGUAGUGCUCUUCCACAACCUUCAAAGAGCUUUGGUAACCUCAAAGGCCCCCUGCAUACUCCUGGCAUAUCAGAAUGAGUUACCAGCAGCAGAAUCACCUAAGCUCAGAGAUACCUGAGCAGAAGCCCAGGGCCCACAAGCUCCUGUGAGACAGUCUGAUGAGGAGAAAGCCAUAAUAUUAACCCCAUAGUUCUUCUAUAUAUUAGAUUCCUUACUUGUGUGUUUUCAUUUGACAAGGAGACAAAAAAAAUAAUCUGUGGUUAUUUGACUCCUGCGAAGGUCUGGAAAAGAGUUGUAUUUCUCUUCUUCAAAUGCAAUGUGUUUUGGUCAUUUUUGUUAUUUCAUCUGGAAAAAAGGGUUGGGAAGAAAUAGGUUUACAAAUCAAUCAGAAGUGGCUGUAUAAGCAAAGCAUGCUCUAGCUGAGGCUGUUGGCUUUCCAACCAAUUCUUCAGCUCUCUCAUUCCCCCUGAGUAGCUGACUUUGACAUUGCUUGUGAGACUUCUCCCGUUUAAAUGGACAUACAAGUGUUUGUUUUGUGUUAACUGAAAAGCACAUCUUGGACUUUUAUCACAACACCUUUAAAACCACUAGCCUGCAUUGAAAAAAGGAGGAAAAUUAAGUAAUCUUCCUCAGAAGAUUAUUUACAGCCUCCAGGAUUGUUUGUACAUUCUUAUUCAGUGCCUUAUGCCGUGUGAAGUGCAAGCAAUAAAAGAAACAGCAGAGAGGACAUCUUGGCUAAGGGGGCAUCUUGCAAGGGGUGUGAACAUAAGACAAGAGUUAUAUUAGAGCUCAUGUUACAGUUCCUUAAGGGUGAGUUAGAGGUGCUAAAGGACAUCACCUCUCUGCAAAGGAAGGACUGGGAAAAUAGCUGCUCUUGUGAAAUGGUGAGAAACAGAAAUAUUGUUGGAGGUUCUGUGAAGAAAAACAUGUAAUAUCUUGAAGAGCACUGUUCUUUCCCAAAUAAACAGCAGAGGUCCAUGGGGAGUACAUGUGAGGAAGAGGAGAAUUACCAAGACAGCCACAUUUUGCUGUGAGAAGCAGGGGCUUAAGUCAAGGUGCCUCUUGCAGCUGCCAUGACACAGGAAAGGAAGAAAACAAGAGCAUCCUGACAGUACUUUUGGGAUAAUUAACUCCUCUGCCAUGCAAUGUAGACUUCAAGUUCUUCUAAGGCUUGACUUAAUUAGCAGAUAUUAAAGUUUUUGGCAUAAAUAAGCCAGAAAGUGAUGCCAAUAGAAAUAGAAAAAAAGGAGAUUGUUGUAGGGGAGAAGAUUUAACAAUAAAAUUUUCACCUCCAUCAGUCAGAUGUUUAGUCACAGGGCACAGGCUCAGACCCAUCAAGUGCAGCUGCACUGCUGCUUCUCCCCUGCUCGGAGUUCAGAGUUUAUCUGGAUGUCAUGCUGGCCACACAGGGCCUUUAAGCCUUUAAAACUUGGAAACACUCAGAAUAAACAUUCAGCCCUUGUGUUAACUUUCCAUUCCAGUGUCAUUUUGUGACACUUUCAUUUGUAUAGUCGUUUAUGGACUUCAGAGCGUGAAUAAGGCUUUAGGCUUUUGACUCUCACAUGUCCUUGAGUCUUUGGUGCUGGCUUCCUGAACUUUCCCCCAAGGCAAGGUCAGUGUAGGAGCUGACAGCUGAUGUGACACAAGCACUUCUUGAUCAUUCUUCCUUAUUUUGGGAGUACAAGGGGCUCUCUCUGCACCAAGCCACGUAGCAUCUGCGGAGCACUGCAGCAGUUUCUUUCCUCAGGCAUUUAUAUCUGUUCUAACUGCUGGCAAUUUCUACCAUUAUCUGCUCAAAGACUGCUCCCUCUCCUUGAUUUUGUACAUCUUUUGUGGUAAGGUUAAACCCAGCCUCUAGUUUAGGCUCCAACUCAUUCAAUACACUGCUAUGAAUCAUAAGUGAAACUCAGACCUAUUCCAAUCUGAGAUGACUCACUUUUUGGCAGUUUUGGGAUAGAAUAACAUGGGGAUUUCUUAAAGAAAUAAUUCAGUUUCUUUACUAAAAAGAAAUUAAGAAAAAGAUGAGUCAAAAAACACAGCUGGGGUAAACACACAAUUUUACUUCUUAUUUCUUUUCUAUACUUGUAUUGCUGUGCAGAUGAAGAUAUACAUCUUUCUUUAAUUCAACGCAGAAAAAUUAAAAGAGCAAGUUAGUUCAGAGGCAGUACGAACAGUCAGAUAGAUCUUCUAUUCCUAUAUUUAAAAGCCAAAUCUAUGUUUAUCUAGUUAUUUUUUCUUACUGACAUUGAUUCUCAAAAUGUUUUUCACUUGAUCCCCAAGAAGGCCAGCUCCAUUUUCUUUCCAGGGCACUCCAGUUGGAUGUGACAUGUCUGCUUUGGAUGGAGGUGGAAUUUGGGUGAGGGAAGAUGAUGAAAGGUCAAGAGAAGUUUAGGGGGAAAACAGCCUCUCAAAAAACUUCAGUAUUCACGGAGCCUGGCACCACUGAACUGACCACUGAGGUCUAAGUCUUGUAACUCAUUUUUGUGGGAAAAAUGAGGAAUUAUUUUUGGCACUCUGUGGAAUUUUGGGUGUCCCAAUCUUUCUUUAGAAACUACUUCAAAGAUAUUAACUAAAACAUCCUUUUUUUUUCCUCCUUAUUUUCACUCUGAUCUUUGAGUUCAUAGAUCUGAACUAGCAUAAAAUUAACCUCUGUAACAAAUAUUGAUGGCUUUCUGUGCAGUGGUGAGAAAUUUUUGUUAUGCUUUCUCACUCAGAUGUUAAUUCCCUUCCUCCCUAUCUUGUAAAUGACAGCCAGCAAAUAAAAUAUACUGUGUGAUUGGGUUUCAAUCCCAUAAACUAAUUGAUCAUUCCACAGAA